This is a messenger RNA of Porites lobata, 2321 nucleotides long. The record is from the annotation of a GenBank genome assembly. Lineage: Eukaryota; Metazoa; Cnidaria; Anthozoa; Scleractinia; Poritidae.
AUGCAGAUUGGCAUGCUAAAGUUAAUCUGUACAAGGUAUAAUUUUCUGUUACUGGUUGUUCCUCUGCUUUCCUUUCAAAGCCGACAUGUAAAAAAAGGAAGAAAUCCAGCCAACCCAUAAGCCAAGGCCUUUCCUCUGAAAAAUUAAAUAUGUGUGUUUUAGAGUUUGAAUCAGGCUGCCAAGACUCUAAAAUGUUUCUUUUGCAUUUAUUCACUAACUAUGACAAACACUUCGGUCAAUAAUCAAACAAAUCAAAGCAACAGCCAAUUCUACCUGGAAAAAAACUGGAAAAACGAUCUUAGUCAGCAAUGUAAUGAGUAUAUCUGAUGUUGCUGUUUGAAAUUUGUCUUAGAUUGAGAACAAGAUCUUUCUUAAGGAUGACUCUGCUCCAGAAAUUGGAACCACUAUGGCAACAGUCAACCGAACAGGAAAAGACAAAUGCAAAAAAAGGGGUUGACGAUUAUAAUGCUUAUAGAGAGUUCCAUGAUCGCGAAGUGGAGGGACAUAUUAUUGCAGCAUUUAUGGUCUUCUGUGGUAUGGAGAAUAUGGAACGUAUGUUUUUGUACGUCCCUCCUGGAUAUAUUCCGAUUUUUGUGGAAGGUUUUUUGGUUUGAAACCACUAGCCAACUAAUCAUUCCAUUCUUCCUGCAUAUUUUCCUUUAAAAGAUUUGGACCUUGAAAGUGCUCUGUCCCCAUCACAAUUAUCAAUGAUGCUACUUGGGGUGGCUAUGAAUAUUUUAAUUCCAGGAUUCACACAGUGACACAAAAAAAUUAAUGUACGACCUUUUUUACAUUUUAUUUGCAGAUGUGCCAACCAAAGUUCAGCUGCCCCUUAAAAGUGAAGACAAAGAAGUGCGACGCAGCUGGCUAGAGAACUUGAUAAGAAAAUUUCUCCGCGAAUUUGUUUUUGACACCAAAGAGUCAGACGAGGUGGUUCAGGGAGUCAAUCGCCUUGACAUGCAACAAAGAGAAGGUUAUGCAUGUAGAAUCUGUGGAAGGAUCUACCAGGGUGAUGCUUGGCGUGUAAGGUAAGAAAUGCUUGGACUCGGCAAGCAAAAGUACAUGUGAGAGGCUGCUGUGAAUGGAGAAUUUGACCUUGGCUUAGAGUAUUCUACUUUGUCAUUCCCAUAAGACAGUGAGUCGGUUGAUAAAAGUGGUUGCCACACUAUUUUCCAAUGUAGAAUUUAUUUUGUUCUAAUAGACCAAGUGAAUUGACAUCAACCCUUUGGAAGAAAAAAGCUAAAACAAACAAAUAAACAUAAGCAUUUUUAACGAUUUCUAUUUUUUCUCAAUUUUAAACUCCUUUAGACACGAGAUUGCAAAACAUGGCCCGAGAAUUCAAGAUACUCCUGAUGAAGAUGGCAGAAAUAGCUUUGGGUAUUUUAAGUGCGCAGCCUACAACUGUGGUCUUGUAUUCAGAACUAAAGCUACUUUAAAAAUGUAAGUAGUUUUUUCUAACAGAUUCAUCUUACUCAAAGGUGACCUAUAAAGGUGGCAGGUACAAAACACAGGUCACAGGUGCAUGUUACUGCUCUUUUGAUAAAUAACUGGAUUGUGAUAAAAAAUACUAUUAUUGAUAAAAUAAAAAGUAUUAUUAUUCUAAAAAUUAUUUUUUUAGGUUUUUGUUUAGUGGUGCUUUGCCAACAUAUUAGUUUUAUUUUAUUUUACUUUCUUGUAGUCAUCAACAAGUAGAGAGACCUGUGAAUGAUGAAGACAAACAUGAUUACAGACUUAACUAUCACAAGGCAAAGAUCCGUUUUGGCUUACUCCUGGCUGACAUUAAUGAUGUAGUAAAGGAAGGAGAUGGAAAGCGAUUACUUAACCUGUACAGGAAUGCUUUACUUCUCUACAAAUGUCACGGCCACACUAAAUAUGACUAUUCAAUCCUUCUCUUUCUAACAAAGGUCAAAGCUAUCUUGUCUGCGGACAAAGCAGAAAGCCUAGUUGCUAACAGGUUUUUCAACACUCAUGGAAAACAAGGGAAAAAUAUUUCUAUGGACUUAUUCCUUGAACACAGAAACAACUCUGUUAAGGGUUAUUGUGAUUUGUUCGGCCCCAACUUUGGAGAAGAGUCAGCACAGCGAAUUGCCAGGUCUUCAGGUAUUACUGACGAAAUUUUGAGAAGUGUCAACAGCGACUGCAAGAUUUUAGAGAAGGACAAAACUAGAUCCAGCACUGACCCAAGUGAAGCAGUGAAACAAAUGGUUGCAGAUCUCCUUUCCAUAAAUGCUUUUGUUUUUAAACCUGGGAGAGAGGGUUACACUUCAUUCCCAAAAAUCAGUGGAAACCUUGUUCAAGGUCUUCAUUACAGAGACCAGUAG